Molecule: messenger RNA, 3231 nt
Organism: Uloborus diversus
Lineage: Eukaryota; Metazoa; Arthropoda; Arachnida; Araneae; Uloboridae
Gene: Mat1
Product: CDK-activating kinase assembly factor MAT1-like
Exons: 2
Coding region: 132-1049 (305 amino acids)
Biological process (GO): positive regulation of cyclin-dependent protein serine/threonine kinase activity; nucleotide-excision repair; regulation of transcription by RNA polymerase II
Cellular component (GO): transcription factor TFIIH holo complex
Molecular function (GO): cyclin-dependent protein serine/threonine kinase activator activity
Source: RefSeq, a predicted model, not a curated record
GGGUAACGGUGUAGAUUUUCAUGUAAACAAUAAAGAAUUUUCGCAAUCUAUUUUGAAGUUAAACACUUUGUGUUAUAAAAUAUCUUUACUUAACAAGCCCUUAAUUUCAGUUUAUAUAAUCUGUCUUCAGAAUGGAUGAGAUAGAAUGCCCUCGGUGUAAAACUACAAAAUACAGAAAUCCGAAUUUGAAGUUGAUGGUUAAUAUUUGCGGCCAUGCCCUGUGUGACAACUGCGUAGAGCUCCUAUUCGUCAAAGGGUCCGCUGCCUGUCCACAAUGUAACGUUGCUCUUCGAAGAAGUAAUUUUCGGGUGCAGAUUUUCGAAGAUUCUUCAGUGGAAAAGGAAUUGGACAUUCGGAGGAGGGUUCUCAAAGACUUUAACAAGAAGGAGGAAGAUUUUAAAUCGCUGUUGGAGUAUAAUGACUAUCUUGAGGAAGUCGAGACUAUAAUCUUCAAUUUAGCCAAUAACAUUGACAUCGAGUCGACAAAACGGAAGAUUGAGCAGUACAAGAAGGAAAACAAGACCCAAAUAAUGAAAAACAAAGGAAAACUAAGCAAAGAGGAAGAAGAGUUGGAGGAGUUAUUAGAAUACGAGAAAAUUGAGCUAGAAGCGAGAAGAAUGCAGUUGAUAGAAGAAGAAUUAGAGUUAGAAAAAGAAAAAAGGAAGAAGAAAGAGAACUUAAUCGAUGACUUGAUGUUUUCUGAUAAAUCAGCUAAGGAUAUAAUAGCAUCGCAUGCGGCAAAGAGUGACGAUGUGAAAGCGAAAGUAAUUCCUAUUCGAAAACGAAACACCUUUUCAACUGGAUUGAAAAGCCAGCAAGUAUUUUUACCAGUGCCUAAAGAAAAUAAUGACAAUAUAUAUGUGUACAAAGAUCUAGUUUUUGAUAUGUGUGGGCCCAAACCAUUUUCUCCCAAUUCUCUUAGAAGUAAAGGUUUCACGCAGCAUGUGCGUAGUGCUUCUGACACAGAAAUGGCUGGCGGAUAUGUAACUGAAAAUGCCUGUGAUCGCGCUUUGCAAGACGCAUUUUCUGGUAUCUAUUUCAUGCUUUGAUUUUGAGUUUCAUGUCAAGUCGAAAAAUUAUAAUUUAUUGAUUUCUUAUGAACAUUAAAUUAUUGUUACUUGUAAAUAAAUUUUUAUUCGCAGCUUUUUUCUUUUUUGGAAAAUUUGUUUUGUACAUGAAUAAUUUCAUCGAUCUGCUAUUUGCGGAAUCAUGAGUUAAACUUAAAAAAGUAACUCAAUGUGUACUACCGUAUUUUCUGAGCUAUUAUCAAUCUUGGUUUGUUGUUGACAUUUUCGGGUUACUCGUAUGACGCAACCGAUGAUCCUAUUGUUUUUUACUAGUGUUCGCCCAGUCGUCGAAAUUCGACCAUAUUCAUAAAUUAAUAUUUGAGAAAACUUGCAUGAAUUUAACUAUUUCCAACAUAUUUCUACUCUUAUUCAUAUUUACUGCAUAUCUGGAAACAUACAAUCUUUACAUGUACACACAGUAACAAACAGUAAUACUUACAACCAAACAUUACAAUACUAGUACUAAUUUUCGAAAUUUUCUUUUAUUAUUUGCUUUGAUCUUCAUUGGUAACUUUUUCCUUACUGGAAUAGACUAAAUGUGUUAUUACAUAGUUAAAAUAUUACCCGAUUAGUGGUGCUAAAAACAGUAAAUAUUUCUCCAUUUCACUUUAUCCUACUAUUUCAUUUUGUCCCGCAUUCCUCUAUUUAUUUACAAAAUACCUGCUAUGUUUUAUAGUUGUGAACAAUAAAUCUGUUCAAGAAAUAUCACUGAAGUCAGAAAAUGCAAUGUAAAUUCAAUAAUGCAGAAUGUAACAAACUUUAAGCUUUGUUUUGUUCUUCAUAGCGCAUUUAGCUUUGUUUUGUUUUGUGAUUUAAACAUAAAUGCAGUGAAACCCCGAUUUUUCGCCCCCCGAAUGUACGUUUUUUUCAUUCGGUCCCAGUUUUUUCGUGUACUAAUAACGUUAAUUCAACUCACAUUGUUAGUUUGUUAUUUAAGGAAUUUCUCGCAUUUUACGUUUACCCAGAACAGUAAAAUAAGAUGUUCUAAUGUGUGCAAUAUUUUUUCAGUUUUGUGUUUGUUUUAAAGAUAAUCCGUGUUGAAAGUUAAUCUUUGAAAACAGAAAUGCACAUUGUUUGAGGACACAUUUUUGGACAUUUUAAAACCGUUUGUUUUGCUCAAAAAUAACAUAAAAACGCAUAAAAGCUUUCCAUCUGCCUAUGAAGAUGAACAAGAUAAAUCCUGGAAGAUGCAGAAAUCACUUUGAACUCAAUGACUAAAAAACAAUAGACCGUUACGAACAUUUUCAACCUGCCCGUAUUCGCAACUAAAAUGCAUUAAAAUGAUUUAGAAAUAGUACGCAUACUAAUAUUUUUCGUAGAAGAUAGAUAUUAUGCUUUUCGAAAGAUUCAUCUAAACUAUACCUUUAGGUUUUUUUGCUUCUUAAUGUUUAUUUUCUACUUAUAUCCCGUAUUUUUCGUUUUCCCGUAUGUUGCGUUUUUAUAACCCAGUCCCUUGAGAAACAUUAAAUCGGGGUUUCAACGUACAUAGUUAUUUCAGUGACUUUAAGGUGAUAUCGUUCACUCAUAUACGCAAUCUUUCUCUUUUCUCUCUCGCACUCACAACCACAUAAAGAAGACCAGAAUGCAGCUCCGGUUAAAAGAGUUUUGAAUAAUGGAGGUUGAAUUGUAUUAGUGCGUAUGGCUGAUUUGUGGUUUAACGAACAAGCAGUUUCAAAUUGUAGUUUUUAAAACGAUUGAUUGAAAAAGUAAACUAUUCCAUUCCAGAUUCUCUGCAAAAACAGCAGAUUUCUGUUAACAUAUCCUUCUAAAUUAUCUGGAUCAACAUCAUCAUACAGCUGACUCAUCAAUGUGAGCUGGUUUUAGUCAUUGAGCUGGUGUCAUUUUCUCACCAGCUUACGUAAGCCGUCCCGGUUUUCAAGCAAAAUCCCAGUGUUACGGCCGGUUUACUUCGCGUCCCGGAAAAGAAUAAAUUUGAUUACAGAUGACCAAAAAAGUAUAAAAAUAAUUAACUGUAAAGGAUUAUUUAGGAUAAUUGCUUUGUCAUUUGAAACAUAAACUUGUAAAAUUAACAUCGGAUCAGCUUGUAAAGAUUUUUACAGUAAGAUUAAAACUAAAAAAGACUUUCUAAAAAAAGUCUUAGCGAAAGAAAGAUACAUGCAAAUAUUGUUCAAGUUAAAAUUUGUCAUUCAUAGUAUUUCUUCUU